This is a messenger RNA of Lathyrus sativus (Indian pea), 561 nucleotides long. The record is from the annotation of a GenBank genome assembly. Lineage: Eukaryota; Viridiplantae; Streptophyta; Magnoliopsida; Fabales; Fabaceae.
AUGGCUGAUCCUGAAACCGACAACCAUGAAGAACCGACAUUCCCCUCAAAGCGCAAGCCCGAUCAAAAAGACACCCACGACUUUCCCAACAAAAACCCCAAGAUAACAACUACCUUAAACGACAACAAUUCUCAGGAAUCCGAGGUUCUCACCACAACCAAUUCUUCUUCCGACGACGUUCCCGUCAAAGAAUUCGGCGGAGACGCUGAAGAAGACGACAAUGAGCCCGAAAACGACACUGACGACGAUGAUGACGAUGAAGACGACGAGGAGGAUAAUUCAGAAGGUGAGCGUGUGGUGGACCGGAAGGGAAAAGGGAUUUUGCGUGACGACAAGGGAAAAGGGAAAUUGAUUGAGGAAGAUGAUGACGACGACGAAGAUGAUGACAGUGAUGAUAGUGAUGACAGUGAUGAUGAUUCCGACGGCAAUGUGUCCGGUAGUGACAGUGAUUUUUCAGAUGAUCCACUGGCGGAGGUGGAUUUGGAUAACAUUCUUCCCUCCAGGACUCGCCGGCGACCGGCUUACUCUGGGGUGAACAUUUCUGGAGGCGCGGGGCAAUGA